Parnassius apollo (apollo) is the source of this 735-nucleotide messenger RNA. The record is from the annotation of a GenBank genome assembly. Lineage: Eukaryota; Metazoa; Arthropoda; Insecta; Lepidoptera; Papilionidae.
AUGGCUGUCAAUAAUUUAUCGCAAAUGAACGAUGUGUCUAAUGUUGAUGGUAGAAUACUAGAUCUAGUUCUAUCCAAUGUUGAUUGUUUAAAUGUCACUAAAUCUAUAAGUAUGCUUAGCAAAGUAGAUCAAAAACAUCCUCCAAUUUUGAUAUCGAUCCCAAAACUUACUUCCGAGUACCUCAAGCCGAUAAUAAGCCAUCGUUACAACUACUUUAGAGCAGACUAUGGCAAUAUUGUACCUUACUUGAAGAGCAUUAACUGGCAAGUGGAGCUAGAAAAAUGUCAAAAUGUUAACGAAAUGACUAAUAUAUUUUACCACUUUUUAAAUAUAGCCGUAACAUCCUAUAUUCCUAAAACAAGACCUAAACUAACUAAAUUUCCUUCGUGGUUUAGCAAUUCCCUAAUUAAAAUAAUUUCCGAGAAAAGCAGAAAAAGAUUAAAAUAUUUGAAAUAUAAGAACCCUCGUGAUCAACUAGAAUACGAGCUUCUUCGCGAACGUGCUCAUAAUGACAGGCGCAAUGGUGUAUCCAAUAUCCCAGCUAUAAUGUAUCAAGCUGAUCAGGUCGCAAACACCGGACCAGAUAUUGCCCAAAUGUUUGCAAACAAAUUUUCAUCUGUUUUUAGUAAAGUGGCUGCAAACGACGGCGGUGACGUAUCUAUGUUCAAUAAUUCAUGUUUAAAUUCUGUAAAAUUAACUGAAAGAGACAUUAUAGGUGCAGUCAAAAAAGCUUGA